GUAGUUCACUUGUACUGACGUAACGUCAACAACACUACAAAAAAAUCCGUCAAAAUGUCGCUCUGAGAAGACGGUGUAGAAUAAAACAACUCGUUAUUUCAUUAUAGUGUAUAUUUGAGCAUGUAUUAUAUUUAAAAGUGUAAAUAUUCACAUUAAUUUCGGCAAAAAUGUCACGACACCGCGAUGUCCGAAAUAUGGACUACACAGAAGAUUACGACGGUUACGAUGAUGUUUAUGGACAUUCUGUUGAUGAUGAUUACUAUAUUUCACCAAGUAACAGGCAGUUUAUUUUUAAUCGAGAAAAUUCAAGAGAUCAGCCGAAAAUAGGAGAAUUUAUUCGUACUGAACAAGAUAUUCAAGAGGAAGAUGAGUCAGAGUUGGCGACCGAUUUAUCAGAUUUAGAUAAAGCGAGAUUAGAAUCGUGCAUAGAACAAAUUAAAAAUACUUUAGGACCACUAACUAUUUCAAAAAACGAAUUGGCAAACAUUGUAAUUUCAAACAGUUAUGACGUUGAGAAGGCCACCAAUACUAUACUUGACAUGAAAAAUGUGCAGACAGAACGUAAGGAGAAAGUACCCAGCAUAAAAGUGGUGGCAUCUGGUGGAAAGACAACUACAAACGUAACGAAGGGUUUCGAUAUAAGUCAGAAAGACACUGUAAAACUCAACACAACCCCACGUUCUCAAUCACCUGCUUCUGGUAGAGGCACACCCGUAAUUUCUCAAACUGAAGCAGUUUCGGAAGAUUCGAAAGUUGGCAAGACCAAAGAAAAUAAAAUCGACAUCGAAACUCAGUAUAAGAAAGAACGAGGAGAAUCAAAAGAACACUUAUACAUGGUGGUGAUAGGACAUGUGGAUGCUGGAAAAUCAACGCUAAUGGGACAUCUGUUAUACGACUUAGGACAGGUCAACCAAAAAACAAUGCAUAAGUACGAACAGGAAAGCAGAAAGCUGGGAAAGCAAAGUUUCAUGUAUGCCUGGGUUCUGGAUGAAACUGGAGAAGAGAGGAAUAGAGGUAUUACAAUGGAUGUUGGUCGCUCUCAAUUCGAGACAAAGACCAAACACGUAACUCUAUUGGACGCUCCUGGUCAUAAAGAUUUUAUACCUAAUAUGAUAUCAGGGGCAGGACAAGCUGAUGUGGCAUUAUUAGUAGUUGAUGCGACUAGAGGGGAAUUUGAAACUGGCUUUGACUUUGGAGGCCAAACAAGAGAACAUGCUCUUCUUGUCAGAUCUUUGGGCGUUAUUCAAUUAGCCGUGGCCAUCAAUAAACUGGAUACAGUGUCGUGGUCGAAAGAACGGUUUGAUGAGAUUUCCCAAAAACUUAAAACUUUUCUCAGACAAGCUGGAUUCAGAGAAGGAGACGUGACUUUUGUUCCUUGUAGUGGACUGACUGGACAAAAUUUAACGCAGAAGCCGACUGAAAAUGAGUUGCUUACGUGGUAUAGUGGACCAUGCCUAUUGGAAGUGAUUGAUAAUUUUCGCACACCCGAUCGCCCUGUAUCUAAACCAUUUAGACUAUCUGUCAACGACAUAUUUAAGGGUACGGGUUCUGGCUUUUGUGUCUCAGGUAGAGUAGAAACCGGCAGCUUAAACGUUGGAGAUCGAAUUAUGGUGUGUCCAAACCGAGAACUUUCCGUAGUAAAAUCACUCUUUAUCGAAGAUUUAUCUCAAACAGUUGUUUUUGCUGGCGAUCAAGCAACGGUUACAUUGUCCGGCAUAGAAAUGCAAAAUGUUUCUAUCGGAAACGUCCUAUGUGACCCGCAAAAUCCUGUUCAAGUUUCAUCCAAAUUCCAGGCACGAAUUGUUGUUUUCAAUUUGACUAUCCCGAUAACCAAGGGAUUUUCGGUGAUUUUGCAUCAUCAAUCUUUGGUGGAACCCGCUGUUGUCAGGAAGUUGAUAUCUCAAUUGAAUCGCAGCACGGGAGAAGUAGUCAAAAAACAUCCAAGAUUUUUGAGCAACAAUACAAGUGCCAUAGUCGAAAUUCAAGUUUCAAGACCAAUUGCGCUUGAAUUAUACAGUGACUGUAAGGAGUUGGGAAGAUUCAUGUUGAGGGUAGGCGGCGUGACAAUAGCUGCUGGGCUGAUCACGAAGAUUGUAUUGUAAACUUAAGAAAUAAAUGUGCUAACAUUUAAA
This is a messenger RNA of Zophobas morio, 2132 nucleotides long. It is a transcript of the gene HBS1, whose product is annotated as protein HBS1. NCBI's taxonomy places the organism in Eukaryota, Metazoa, Arthropoda, Insecta, Coleoptera, Tenebrionidae. Gene Ontology annotation, molecular function: GTPase activity; GTP binding. The transcript is spliced from 8 exons. The coding region runs from base 168 to 2102 and encodes 644 amino acids. Gene Ontology annotation, biological process: translation. The record is from RefSeq and is a predicted model, not a curated record.